AAGAGCAAAAUAAUAAUAAAAGAGAGAAAAAGAUGAACAAGUCAUAUGGCCCAUAACAUGUCUUCUCAGUACACUCCAUCAAAUUAUCAUUUUCUUCUUUUAUGAUCAACCAAAGGAAGAAACAAGAACAACCCAACAAUGUCAGGUGGCGGAGGAUCAAGCAAAGAAUAUAGAGAAGGAUCGUCGAGCUCGGCUCCGACGACCCCGAGUCGAUACGAGUCACAGAAACGGCGAGAUUGGAACACUUAUGGUCAGUACUUGAACAAUCAAAGGCCUCCAGUGGCAGUGUCCCAGAGCAACUUCAACCAUGUGUUGGAGUUCCUAAGGUACUUGGAUCAAUUUGGGAAGACAAAAGUUCAUGUGGAAGGCUGCAUGUUUUAUGGGGAGGCAGAGCCGGCAGGCCCUUGUGGCUGUCCGCUGAAGCAAGCUUGGGGCAGCCUUGACGCUCUGAUAGGGCGGUUGAGAGCUGCUUAUGAAGAGCAUGGAGGGUCCCCUGAGAGUAACCCUUUUGCAAGCGCUUCUAUAAGGGUUUAUCUUAGAGAAGUUAGGGAGUGUCAAGCCAAAGCUAGAGGAAUCCCUUAUAAAAAGAAGAAGAAGAAGACCAACCAAUAAUACCAAUCUUCUUCGUUUCAUCUUUUCUGUUCUUAUUGCAGUUCUUGUUAAGUUUCUUUGCUUUCCCUUGUUCUUUCUUUCUUAUGAAUCAUCCAUUUCUAUUGCUAAAUGGAAAUUUAACUUGAUGGGUUUGAUUAAGAUUCAAUAAAAGGGUCGGGGUCGGUCGGAUUUGGGAGCCUCA
This is a messenger RNA of Cucurbita pepo subsp. pepo (vegetable marrow), 793 nucleotides long. RefSeq names its product protein LIGHT-DEPENDENT SHORT HYPOCOTYLS 10. Lineage: Eukaryota; Viridiplantae; Streptophyta; Magnoliopsida; Cucurbitales; Cucurbitaceae. Gene Ontology annotation, cellular component: nucleus. The record is from RefSeq and is a predicted model, not a curated record. Gene Ontology annotation, biological process: mRNA transcription; response to light stimulus.